Molecule: messenger RNA, 1056 nt
Organism: Cynocephalus volans (Philippine flying lemur)
Lineage: Eukaryota; Metazoa; Chordata; Mammalia; Dermoptera; Cynocephalidae
Gene: FOXA3
Product: forkhead box A3
Exons: 2
Coding region: 1-1056 (351 amino acids)
Biological process (GO): anatomical structure morphogenesis; regulation of transcription by RNA polymerase II; cell differentiation
Molecular function (GO): protein domain specific binding; transcription factor binding; DNA-binding transcription factor activity, RNA polymerase II-specific
Source: RefSeq, a predicted model, not a curated record
AUGCUGGGCUCGGUGAAGAUGGAGGCCCAUGACCUGGCCGAGUGGAGCUACUACCCGGAGGCGGGCGAGGUCUACUCUCCGGUGACUCCAGUGCCCACCAUGGCCCCCCUCAACUCCUACGUGACCCUGAACCCUCUAAGCUCUCCCUACCCCCCUGGGGGGCUCCCCACCUCCCCACUGCCCUCAGGACCCCUGGCACCCCCAGCCCCCACGGGGCCAUUGGGGCCCACCUUCUCAGGCCUGGGUGCCAGCGGUGGUGGAGGCAGCGGUGGCUCAGGUUACGGGGGCCCAGGACCAGGACUGGUGCAUGGGAAGGAGAUGCCAAAAGGGUACCGGCGGCCCCUGGCCCACGCCAAGCCGCCAUAUUCCUACAUCUCGCUCAUCACCAUGGCCAUCCAACAAGCACCAGGCAAGAUGCUGACGCUGAGCGAGAUCUACCAGUGGAUCAUGGACCUCUUCCCUUACUACCGGGAGAACCAGCAGCGCUGGCAGAACUCUAUUCGCCACUCACUCUCUUUCAACGACUGCUUCGUCAAGGUGGCGCGCUCCCCAGACAAGCCAGGCAAGGGCUCCUACUGGGCCCUGCACCCCAGCUCGGGUAACAUGUUUGAGAACGGCUGCUACUUACGCCGCCAGAAGCGCUUCAAGCUGGAGGAGAAGGUGAAGAAAGGCAGCAGUGGGACCACCACUGCCAGGAACGGUACAGGGUCUGCCACCUCAACCAACACCCCUGCAGCCACAGUCACCUCCCCGCCCCAGCCUCAGCCACCAUCCUCUGAGCCUGAGGCCCAGGGUGGGGAAGAUGUGGGGGCUCUGGAUUGUGGCUCGCCCCCUUCCUCCACAUCCUAUUUCACUGGCCUGGAGCUCCCAGGGGAGCUGAAGCUGGACGUGCCCUACAAUUUCAACCACCCUUUCUCCAUCAACAACCUCAUGUCAGAACAGACACCAGCGCCUCCCAAACUGGACAUGGCAUUUGGGGGUUAUGGGGCUGAGGGCGGGGAGCCUGGGGUCUACUACCAGGGCCUCUAUUCCCGUUCUCUGCUUAAUGCAUCCUAG